AGUAGACAUAUUACUUUUUGGUCGACCUGUCACAAAAUUUACAAGUGAAGCCAGUUAAGUCCAGUCAGACCAGAGGAGUCCUCCUCUGCGGAUGGAUCUAGAAGAAAAUAGAAAAAAUUAAAAAAAGGAAAAAAUGUUGCAUUCAAAAGCAACAGCUGCGUUGUUGAGAUUGAAGGAAAUGGAUAGGAAGUAUAAUAUAAAACGCAAUGAGGGUAAACGAGUUCACAAUAGUAUUAGUACUGAAAGUUCUCCGGAAGGCUCUCCAAGGAUCCUGCAAGUUAAUUCUAAGUCUUUAAAUAAUAAAUAUAAAUCAGAAGAUCCAAUUUUACCAAUUAUACUUGCAGAAAAAGAAAUAAAAUCUAAGGCAUCUCCUAAAUCCAAAAUGGAGAUUGAGAUUUCAAUUAAUCAUGAAAAAGGUGAUGAAUCUUCAGUCACUGAUAGCCUAACCUUGAAAAAGUCAUUUAUGAUGUCUCCUGAAACAAAAUCCAUAAUUGAAAAUAAAAAUAUUGAAAUUGGAGAGGAAAAAGAUAUUUCAAAGACAAAAGUAUCUCCAAAGAAUAUUUUAACUUUGCAAACUAUUUCUGAAGUCAAGGUUAAAAUUCCUAUGCUAGGAUCUGGGGAUUCCUCACGAAACAGUGAUGAUUCUUCUGUUGCUACAGUACUUUCUAAACGAUCAGAUGUUUCUGAAAUAAUUUCAGAAACUAUUAAAUCUGUGAACGAGAUUUCAUCUAGAAAAAGUGAUGAGAAAUCGAAUAUAUCUAGAAUGAUAAUGAUCGAAGGUAACGUUUCGAUAUCUAAUAUCGAUGAUAACGAAACGACAAUAGAGGAAGUUAUCAGAAUAAGUGAAGAAAAAAGCGAAAUCACAACCGAAUUAUCACAUAUAAUGGAUAAAAAUAUUUCUAUAGAAAAAGUUUCUUCUAGAGAGGAACGAAAGAUACAUUACGAAGAUGAUACUUUUGAAGAAGCUUCAAGUUCUGUUGAAUCAUCCAGUUCUAUAGAAGAAAGACUAAAGGAUACUUUAGAAGAGGAUACUGUAAUUUCUGGGGUAAAACAAAUCAAGAUUACUCCACACAAACAAACAAAAAUUAUUCCGAAAACGGUCAAUGAAGACAGAGACAGAGAAAUCGUGGAAAUAGUUCCGCCAAAAAUAAUGCAGAGCAAUAGCGAGUGUGAUAUCGGCCUUGAUGAGGAGCUAUCGAAUUAUGUAAGAACGACAGAAAAUGUUGACGAAGCAGUGCCUAUUAAUCUUCUAAAGCUAUCUAAACAAAUAACACCGAUGAAAAAGCACUUCAAAAGGAAAAAGUAUAGGAAGUUAUCCAAUGAAAUUGCAGAGGAGAAAACUGACUCUUCCGUGGCUUCUGAAUAUGAUAAAUUGGAAUGUAAAGAAAACAGCAUAGAAACUAAUGUAGGAGGAAAAGAAUCUAUAACGUCUAUAAAAAGUAUAAAAAGUGAAAAAAAGAAAAUUUUCUUAUUGAAUGAGCAAAACAAGGAAGAAAACAUUGAUGAAAUAGAAGAAAAAAAAUUAAAUAUUAAUAUAGAAAAUAGAGAUUCGGAAAUGAUUUUCAGAGAAGAUAAAUUUUUAAGAGAGAUUCCAAAACAAUCAGAUGUAACCAGUACUUUACGAAAAUUGAAUAAGGAUGCAAUUAAUGCCAUAGUUAGAAGAAACAGGAUUCAAAUACCAUUAGAAGUUUCAGACAAACCUAUACAUUGUAAAAAUUGUAAAACGAUAGUGAAGCUUGCUCCUACAAAUAUAAGUAGUAACAUAGAUGAUGACAGUGAUGCUUCAUCUUUAGAAAAUAUUAAAACGUUCAAAGAAUAUAAUCACGAAGAAAAAAUUAAACAGAAAAAAACUAAAAACAAAAAGAUUUCGAAGUCAUCAAGAAGUCGAAAAUCAUCAAAUUAUAGCAAAAUUGAAGAAAAGCAUUCAAGAUUCGAUUGCAAACAAACACAUCGUUUAAAAAAAUAUGCAGCAAUUUUAAAAUUGCAACAAGAACGUGAAGAUAUCCGUAAUUACUUAUUGAAAUUAGAACAUACGCGAUUAGAAUUUGAUCCAAAUGAUUCUAUGAUAUUUCAAUUACCUAUUUUUAAACCAUUGGAGUUUCCAAAAAUUGCAGCAUUUAUCAAGCCUGACAUAGAAAAUACAAAGUACAAUACCAAAGAUGAAGUUGCUGAGUUACAGAAGAGAAUAUUAACGAUAAGGCAAUGGCUGAAAGAUCAAUACAUUCUUUAUAGGAACUACAGCAAUCUAGCCCAGACAGUGAAUUCAAAAUAUAUUCCUGUUAGCUUGGAGGAUGCAAAAAGAACGAUUCGCCAAUUACAAAAAGCGACAUUUAAUAGAUGACUAGUCAUUUUUGUGAACUUGGCAACUUACGAGACAUAUGUAACGCUAGAAUAAACAAGUUUUUUGCAAUCAUGUAUUAUACUUCUUAUGUAAUGAUUGUCAAUUUUUCUUCCAUUUUGUUGUGUGUAAUAAAAUCGUCUUAAAA
This is a messenger RNA of Apis florea (little honeybee), 2486 nucleotides long. RefSeq lists its product as uncharacterized. Lineage: Eukaryota; Metazoa; Arthropoda; Insecta; Hymenoptera; Apidae. The record is from RefSeq and is a predicted model, not a curated record.